Molecule: messenger RNA, 1431 nt
Organism: Symbiodinium sp. CCMP2592
Lineage: Eukaryota; Dinophyceae; Suessiales; Symbiodiniaceae
Source: the annotation of a GenBank genome assembly
AUGAAUGCUGCUGUCAUUGUAAAAGUAGUGGUUCCACUGGAGCUGCGACAGCUGACAGCCUGCCAGGACGAGGACGAGAGGGCUGUGGUUCCGGCCGCCAAAGGGGCUGCCAAAGCAGCAGCAGCACCGUCCACGAGGUUUGGCCGGAAGAAGGCCGUGUCGGAGUACGUGUGUGGCUUCUGCGGUUGCAGAUACGGCGAGGCCGGCUUGAGCAGGGUUUGGCGGCUUUUUCUGGGCCUGAGUCUGGAGAUGUUCUGUGGUGUGGACGAAUGGGGCUCUACUCCGACGGCCUGCUUUGCGUGCGAGGACAGAGCUUUGGUGCUGAGGCCAGGUGAGACGGUGGUCGUGUUGCUCCACCUGUUCACUCAUCCAAAUGAAGACGGAGGUGUCUUCAAAGGCGAGUUCGACGAAGCGACUGAGGGUGACAGCAGCUUCCAGCCGAAGAGCACGGUGGCAACAAAGGAAGUGUACGGAUACCAGAUCUUUCAAGACUAUGCCGUGUUGACAGACAAUGAACUGGGGCCACUGUUGGGGUCCCUGCCAACCAAGCCCGGGUCCUUGCCUGGCAAAAAAAAGAAGAAGGAUGUGGUAGUGCCGUGGCUCGGACCGGACUCGAGCUGCCACUACAACUUGGUCGAUCUUAGCGAACUCAGCUACGAGUCCACUAUAGGUUUGAGAAAGGCCCGGCUGUUCUUCGAAAGCAGCUCCGAGCGCAGCAAGAUCUUUCUCAGGCCGGAGACACAGCUUGUGGAGAGCCAAGGUGACCAUGUGUUCAAGCAUGUUGCGGAGAGCUGCAUCGCUGCUCGACCUGCUGGUCUUACACCUUCGGCAGCCCGGCCCAAAACCGUGAAAGAGCUGAAGAACGACAUCGCGCAGAUGGAGCUUGACUUGGUGGGAUCCGGCAAGACCGAGGAGCAGGACAAGGACGAUGAUGAGCCGAUGGAGCCUGAGGCUGACCCGGGCAGCCUCAGGACAGGCAAGAAGCGGCAGGCGGGCAUCGGCUUUGUAGCUCCUGUUCCCAAGAAGGCCUCCAAGAACAAAGGUGGAGGCAAAGGCGCCAAAUCCGCGAACCCUUCGACCGAUCCAGUUGUUGCUGCCUUUUCACCGAGUGCCCCGUCACAGCCAGCUCCGGCUGGGCUGUCUGCGGCGGCUGCCUGUAAGUUGGAGACCCAAUCGCAGUCCACAGCAGGCAACGGCAAAGCCAAGAAUAGUUUGGCGAAGUUCGAGGGCGACGAGGACAUGAAGGCGGUGGCCGCCUACCAGUUGAGCAGCAACUCCCACGCACCCUUGAAGUCGCUUGAGGGCUUGGUGGCCGUGGACUUCGUGCUUGGAGAAAAGGAGCAGAAGACCAUGAACAACAUCCUGAACGGUGUCCCUUGCCUUACUCAGGACUUAGUCGUGGUCGUGGUGCCAUUGUGUGACUGCUACUAG